AUGACGGCGUUGAAGCCACCGGCCCCUCUUAUGGUGUCAGCAACUCGUCCCGCACAGAAAACAUUCAAUUUUCAGAAGCUCGCGUUGGAGCUAAAGUACGAGAUAUAUGAAUACCUUUUGUUACCAAGCAAAGACGCGGUCUUUCUAAAAGAUCACUUCAAGCCAAGAAAGUCGUUGGAACAAGAUUCACUCAAGGUAGAUGUAAACAACGAACAUCACUUUGAAAUAGCGAUCCUCCUUGUCAGUCGGGAAGUCUACUCGGAAGCUCUACCAAUUCUUCAGAAGAAUCUGUUUGCCUUUACAGAUUUGACCCUUAGGCGCAUCAGCCUCCCUAGAUGGAAAGCCCGCAGCACCAAAAGCAAUAGGUUCGAAUCGCUGGCCAACAUUAAGAACCUCAAGUUAUGGCUCAGGGUCCCAGGGUUGAGACUGGAGGAAGUGAGCAGCAUCAUUCCUUACAUGCCAUCCCUGCAAUCCCUCACUAUUGGGCUCUACCUGCAUAAAGAUAGGUUCGUUACAGACUGCCACAUCGAAGCAAAAAAGGCAAUGUUCAACGAUCCUCGUAUCGACGGCAAGAAAUGCCCACAGCUGGGGCUGUACGAGCUCACGGGCUUGUUAUCAAAGCGCGUUACAGUCAGAAUCGCCAACUCCUCCCCCAACUCCUCCCCCAACUCUACUGAGAGCCUUGACGAUGAAUUCCGGCUGGUAACAUCUGCAAAAUGUUAUAAUUGGCAACGCUUCAAUCUCAAAAUGCUCGAAAGCUUUGAUCCGGCACUUGCAGACUAUCUGGCGGAACAGUACAAUCGAAAGGGAGAAAUAACCGACCAGAAAGAGAUGACGUCCGAUAUAGAGUCAGACAGACCCAUAAAGGACAAUGGAAAGUCUGCCAUAUCGCUAUUGCAUGACAGGAUCAAACUGGCCAAGAUCGAUCACAUUUCGUGA
This is a messenger RNA of Pseudovirgaria hyperparasitica, 939 nucleotides long. RefSeq lists its product as uncharacterized. The record is from RefSeq and is a predicted model, not a curated record. The transcript has a single exon. NCBI's taxonomy places the organism in Eukaryota, Fungi, Ascomycota, Dothideomycetes, Acrospermales, Acrospermaceae. Bases 1 to 939 code for a protein of 312 amino acids.